UGUUUGGACUACUGUGAUUGGUUGUUAUAAAAAACUGGCAAGCAUUGCCCUGAGAAAUUACCUGGCGUGACAUGGAUUCAGAUUGGGAAGAGAUCAUUCCUAGUUUCAUGGGCGUCUGAUCAUGUGAUUCCUUCGAUAUAGGACUUGUGUUCGUGCAUUAGGCAACUUAACACCCAUUUUCGUAAAUGGACAGCCCUAUUGCUAUACCUCUAUAUAUGGGAAGUUCAACUGCGAUGAAUCAGUAAGGCCUUUGGCUCCACAUUAACGUACAGCGAUGGAACGUCCUACGCUUGCCAUUUUAGCAGUUAUGCUUGUGUUGGGCCUUGCAAGAUGCGAUGACUACUCUCGUUUCCUUGUCGACAUCGUUGAACCAACAGGCGUCGCUGAUGUACAGACCACCAUGGCCACUGUAAAGAGCAUCUUGCAAGAAACAGACGGUGUUGACUACAGCUUUAAGGUCGUUGGUGAACCAAGAGUAUUAGCAAUUCUGGAUAUAACCAGCCUGUGCGAUAUGCGUUCUCUCGAAAAGAAGUUGUUGGCGGCUAAACUGGACAUCACAGUGAAAUCUCUUUUCCUGGGUGAACAACUUGCAGCUGAUCUGGGGGUGAACAAAACCCUUAUUGAAAGUGUCAAGCCUCUAGGGAACCUAACUGGAGACCGCAUUUACUUUUGGGAUGCAGUUUUCAGAAUGGAAGAUCUAACCAGUGAAGAAUACAAAGACGAAAUCCGAGACAAUCUGGAGAGCUCCCUCAAGUACAGACUGGACGAUCACAAGGGUCUCGCGUAUAAAGUUCUCGGAGAGUUUCCUAUUCAGAUGCUGUACUUUGCAUCAUCGAAACCAGAGGAAGCUGAACUGGCUAUCUGGCACUUCAACCGCCGGAAACUGAUCUUCACUGCAACGGUGGCCCUGGUUCAGAACCUAGACGACUAUCUUAACGACUGUCAGUAACAAUCUGUACUUUUGGCAAUAAAGAAGUCAAUAGCA
Messenger RNA from Haliotis rubra (blacklip abalone), 985 nucleotides. RefSeq lists its product as uncharacterized. NCBI's taxonomy places the organism in Eukaryota, Metazoa, Mollusca, Gastropoda, Lepetellida, Haliotidae. The transcript has 5 exons. The record is from RefSeq and is a predicted model, not a curated record. The coding region runs from base 275 to 949 and encodes 224 amino acids.